Molecule: messenger RNA, 2604 nt
Organism: Osmia lignaria (orchard mason bee)
Lineage: Eukaryota; Metazoa; Arthropoda; Insecta; Hymenoptera; Megachilidae
Source: RefSeq, a predicted model, not a curated record
AUCUGGAUACAAUCAAAGAAAACCUUGGAUCAAAUCAUUUACAGUAUGUGCAAUUAAAUCAAGAAGACAAAUUUGUUCAGAAUGGUUUUUUUCUAACACAAGCAUACAUAAUCCAUUGUAUCCUGCCCUUGGACUUAGGAUAUAUACAUAAUGGGUAGAACAUCAAGAAAACGUCUCCAAAAGAAGAAAUUAAAUCUCAAAGCAAUAAGUGAAAACUGGGAAGACUAUGCAUCUGAGAAUGAAAAUCUGAUGCAUCUAAAAUCUUGGUUAUUAACAAAUAAUUGUUUAUCAGUUUCUCAUUUAAUCCCAUAUAAUUUUUCUGUUACUGGUAGAGGGUUGAAAACAAUGAAGGAUAUUAAAAUCAAUGAUAUAUUGAUGAAAAUACCAUAUGAAAUAUUAAUAACCACAUCUACUUUAUCUCAAAGCAAUUGUUUUAGUGGAAGUGCAAUUCAUCGUACACAGAAAAAAAGUGCAUUACAUUUAAAAUUUAUUACACCAAUAAAGUUUCCACUACCAAUUCCUGGAUUUAGGGAAGGGAAAUCAGGUCAACAAAAAAGAGAUUGUUUUCAUCCUGGUGUAUCCAGUUUAAGUCAAGAAAGUAUUGAUUUACAAGAAAAAGAACCAGUUACUUCAUCGGAUAUGAUAAAAGCAAUGCUUCAGUAUAUUUGGCCUAGAGAUGAUCCAGAAAUAAGGAACAGAGUUAAAGUUGCUGUUAGUUUACUUAUUGGUGCAAAGGUUUUAAAUGUUUGUGUCCCUUUUAUUUUCAAAUAUGCAAUAGAUGCUAUCAAUUCUCAACAUAUAGCAAGUACUGGCAAUGCUAUUUUAAGUCUAGAUACUGCACCAGAAACAGUUGUAACUGCAGCAACAACAUUACUUAUAGGAUAUGGAAUAGCACGCGCAGGGGCGGCUGGAUUCAGUGAAUUACGCAAUGCAGUUUUUGCAAAAGUUGCACAACAUUCUAUUCGAAAAAUAGCCAAAAAUGUCUUUUUACAUUUGCACAAUUUAGACAUGGCUUUUCAUUUGAAUAGACAAACUGGAGCAUUAUCAAAAACAAUAGAUAGAGGCAGCCGAGGUAUCAAUUUUGUACUAAAUGCAAUGGUAUUUAAUAUUAUACCUACUGUCUUUGAAUUAUCCUUAGUCAGUACAGUACUAUAUUUAAAAUGUGGUGGAGAAUAUGCAAGUAUUGCUCUUGGUUGUGUAGGAAUUUAUGCUAUAUUUACAUUAGCUAUUACACAGUGGCGAACCAAGUUUAGAGUUUAUAUGAAUCAAGCAGAGAAUGAAGCAAGCAAUAAAGCAGUAGAUUCACUUAUUAAUUAUGAAACAGUAAAGUAUUUUAACAAUGAAAAAUUUGAAGCACAAAGAUAUGAUGAAUCAUUGAAAAAGUACGAAGCUGCAUCACUUAAAACAAACACUAGUUUAGCACUGCUAAAUUUUGGACAAAAUGCCAUAUUCAGUGCUGCCUUAAGUUUGAUAAUGGUAUUAGCAGCUCAAAAUAUUACACAAGGUACUAUGACGGUUGGAGAUUUAGUAAUGGUCAAUGGGCUUUUAUUUCAACUAUCAGUUCCUUUGGGAUUUCUAGGAUCAGUAUAUCGCGAAGUUAGACAAGCUCUUAUUGAUAUGCAAACUAUGUUUACAUUGAUGACAAUGGAUACAGCUAUUAAGUCCAAAGAGAAUGCAAUACAGUUGCACUUAAACUCAAAGAAUUCAAAUAUUGAAUUCAGAAAUCUUAAUUUUCAAUACGUUGAGGGUAAACCUAUUUUUAAAGAUAUGAAUUUUACUAUACCAAGUGGUAAAAAAAUUGCUAUUGUUGGAGGAUCUGGUUCUGGUAAAACAACAUUAGUAAGAUUGUUAUACCGAUUUUUUGAACCACAAUCUGGCAGUGUUCACAUUAAUGGUUACAAUAUUCAAGACGUUGAUUUAGAUAUUUUAAGAAAAUCAAUAGCAAUUGUUCCGCAGGAUACAGUUCUCUUUCACGAAAGUAUCUUUUAUAAUCUUCAUUAUGGAAAUUUAUCUAAAUCAAAGGAAGAAGUUUAUGAAGCUGCCAAAAUGGCAAAUUUACACGAUUCCAUUCUUAAAUGGCCAAAAGGAUACGAUACACCAGUUGGUGAACGUGGUUUAAAAUUAAGCGGCGGUGAAAAACAGCGGGUUGCAAUUGCUAGAGCAAUUUUGAAGAACAGUCCAAUAUUAAUCUUUGACGAGGCCACGUCGUCUUUAGAUUCUAUUACAGAAUAUCAUAUCCUUGAAGCAUUACGCAGAGCAACCACCGGGCGUACGUCCAUCGUUAUUGCCCAUCGUUUAUCUACAGUCAUGGAUUCAGAUGAAAUUUUAGUACUAGCCAAUGGUAGUUUAAUUGAGAGAGGAACACAUGAUUGUUUGCUAGCUACGCCAAAUUCUUUCUAUAGUAAAUUAUGGAAAACACAGCAUAUGGGAAUGCUCAAAUCUAAUAAUAAAGAAAAAGAAAAUAAUCAUAGAACUCCUGGAGUUUAAAACAAGUAUCGUAUAACAUACAGGUAAACAUGUUAACGUAAUAUUCAAUUUAAAAACAAAUAAUGAAAAAAUAGUAUUCAAGGAAUUAAACGUGAAAUGAAAGUUCAUUUUUUUUUU